AUGUAUUUAACCGCAACUCGACCAGAUUUGAUGUAUGGAGUUAGCCUGAUUAGCAGAUUUAUGGCCCAACCUACUGAGACACAUUGGUCUGCAAUAAAACGAAUCUUAAGAUAUUUGAAAGGAACUACAGAAUUGGGAAUUUUCUACAAAAAGGAGGAAGAUACAACAUUGAUGGCUUAUACAAAUAAUGAUUUUGCUGGAGACAUAGAUGGCAGAAAGAGUAUAUCAGGUUUUAUAUUCUCUCUAGGAACUGGAGCAGUCUCAUGGUCUUCCAAGAAGCAACCAAUAGUAACUCUUUCUACAGCAGAAUCAGAGUAUAUAACUGCUGCAUCAUGUGCAUGUCAAUGCAUAUGGAUUAAAAGAAUUUUGGAUACUAUUGGUUUUAACAGAUCAAAACAGAUUCUGGUUUUAUGUGACAGUAGUUCAACCAUUAAACUAUCUGAAAAUCCAGUAUUUCAUGGUAGAAGCAAGCAUAUUGAUGUUAGAUUUCAUUUUUUAAGAGAUCUUGUUAAAGAAGGAAGAAUCAAGUUGGACUAUUGCAACACUCAAAAUCAAAUAGCUUAUAUGAUGACUAAGCCACUUAAACUGGAGUAA
This is a messenger RNA of Vigna umbellata (rice bean), 594 nucleotides long. Lineage: Eukaryota; Viridiplantae; Streptophyta; Magnoliopsida; Fabales; Fabaceae. The record is from RefSeq and is a predicted model, not a curated record.